GUUCUAAAGUUGAAAAGCUCUGAUAAUGAAAUCUUUGAAGUGAAGAAGGAGGUGUGUCUUAAAUCAAACACCCUAAAGACCAUGAUGGAGGAAGAUGAUUAUGUAGAUACCAUUAUCCCUCUUCCUAAUGUGGAAGGAAAGAUUCUAUCUAAACUAAUUCAGUAUUGUCAAAAGCAUGUUGAAGCAGCUGUUGCUGCUGAUAGUGAAGAAGAGAUUAAGAAAUUUGAUAAAGAGUUUUUGGAAGCAGUUGAAGAUAACAUCCUAUUCGAGAUCAUCUUAGCCUCAAACUACUUGGAUAUUAAAGAUUUGUUGGACAUAUGUUGCCAAAAGGUGGCUGAUGACAUCAAAAACAUGUCUAAAGAAGAUGUUCGUAAAAAGUUCAACAUCAACAAUGACUUUACACCUGAGGAGGAAGAAGCAAUACGCAAGGAGAACCAGUGGGCCUUUGAAUAA
Molecule: messenger RNA, 453 nt
Organism: Telopea speciosissima
Lineage: Eukaryota; Viridiplantae; Streptophyta; Magnoliopsida; Proteales; Proteaceae
Product: SKP1-like protein 1A
Exons: 1
Coding region: 82-453 (123 amino acids)
Biological process (GO): SCF-dependent proteasomal ubiquitin-dependent protein catabolic process
Cellular component (GO): nucleus; cytoplasm
Molecular function (GO): cullin family protein binding
Source: RefSeq, a predicted model, not a curated record